Papaver somniferum (opium poppy) is the source of this 1580-nucleotide messenger RNA. Its product is annotated as protein ENHANCED PSEUDOMONAS SUSCEPTIBILTY 1-like. The record is from RefSeq and is a predicted model, not a curated record. Bases 70 to 1482 code for a protein of 470 amino acids. The transcript has a single exon. Lineage: Eukaryota; Viridiplantae; Streptophyta; Magnoliopsida; Ranunculales; Papaveraceae.
AUAAGAGGUUUUCUUUCAGAUCCAUAUAAACCGUAAUCUAGGCUGUUUUUGAAAGAGAGUGGUUGCAAAAUGAGUGUUGCCGAGGUUCAUCGUAUCUCUACAACAAAAGUACAGCCAGCAAGUUACAUCCAUAAACUUACUGAUCAUAAUUAUAAGAGGAUUGAUUUAAAUCCAUGGGAUUUGGUUUAUUUGAGACAAAUAUACAUGCAAAGGGGUUUUGUCUUCACCAGGUCACAAUCAAGACCCAUGCAAGAAGAUGAAGAAGACAUGAUAAGUCUUCUGAAAACUUCUUUGUCGUAUGCAUUAGAUCAUUUUUUUCCUCUAGCUGGUCGUCUUGGCAUCGAGAAACAUGAAGAUGAUAAGACGUUCUCCGUUUAUAUCAAUUGUAACUGUGAAGGUGCAGAGUUCAUUCAUGCUACUGCAGACAUAUCAAUAGAUGACAUCAUCUCUCAGCCCUAUACUCCUCCAGGCAUAAUAGAUCCAUUUUUUUCUCUCAAUGGGGUAAUGAACUACGAAGGUCAGUCACAUCCUUUACUUGCUAUUCAAAUAACUGAACUACGCGAUGGUGUGUUCAUAGGGUGCAGUACAAACCAUUCAGUAUGUGAUGGUACAUCAUUUUGGCGUUUUAUUAAUUUAUGGUCUGAGAUCUGUAGAUCUUCCGAUUAUCAUACUUCAUGUCCUCCUCCAGUUGUCGAACGCUGGUUUAUCAGUGACACAGACUGCCCUAUCCGUCUUCCUUCCGCUGAUGAAUUUUUGGUAACAAGGAAUAUCGGUGAUGCUAAAGUUCAACUUUUUAAGGGUUAUGUAGAGAAAUGUUUUCGUUUCACUAAACCAAACAUUGCAAAAAUAAAGGCGAGGGCUAAUUCAGAAAUAAUAUCUCAAACAAAUCAAAAAACGGAAAUCUCUUCGCUACAAGCUGUAUUGGCUCACAUUUGGACAGCAGUAUUACGUGCUAGAAGUGGCUUACAUAAUAAUUAUGACGAAACCGAAGAGACUUUGUUUGGAUUAGUGAUGGAUAACAGGACUAAGUUGAUUCCACCCUUGCCAGAAACGUACUUUGGCAACUCAGGAUCCAAUUUACUAGUAACCGCAAAGGACAGUGAGGUGCUCCAAAGGGGAUUUGGGUUCUUAGCUUCUUUAUUGAAUGAGGCGGUUAAUUCUUUCAAUGAUGAGAAAAUUAGAAGUACUUUUGAGUCGAGGACAAAGACUCCUGUGAUCUUCAUCAAUUCGGGCGACCAGGCAGGAGUUGCGAAGAAGAAUUUAUGGGCGAGGGGUUCCCAUAGGUUCAACAUGUACGGAAAUGAUUUUGGUCGGGGUCGACCUAUUGCUGUGAAAACCGGUAUGCGCCGAAAAUCACAUGGAAUGACAACUGUGAAUGAAGGACCAGUUAAAGGAAGUAUUGACAUCGAAAUCAACCUUACAAUUGAGGUGUUUAAGGCCAUGGAAAAUGAUGCUGAAUUCAUGAAAGGCUUCUCAAUUUGACCCUUUUCUUAUAAAUCAGUAGUUGUCGUCUCACUAAUUUUUAUCUAUCAUUGUUGUUCUUCCUUCCAAUUAACAAGUAAAACUUUUUUUGCCAUGAA